UAGAAUGACGAUACAUAAAUAACACGUAAAACAUUUUUCAUCGGCGUGCAUUUUGCAAUAGAACAAUAACAAAACAAAAUUUCUUUUUGCAUACACAUUUGAGUGUGUUGACAUCGAAUUUAAAUCAACAAAAUUUUAAGUUAUUAAACAUGAAACGACUGGAAUUAGUUAUAUUUUAAAUUGGGUCAUCGAUCAAGACAAUUGGAGACUUAAAAGUAAUAAUCCAUUACAAUCGCAGUGCAUAGACCAGUUUAAAUAUCAAAUUGAGGCCUAUUUAGAAAGCUGCAUGCAACGAUGGGAUUACGACGACCUGGGGUAACGAAAGAGUAUGAAGAAAUGCCCGGUGCAAAUGUACCGAUUUCAUCGAAACACAUUCACCACAGUCAUCUGCACAAUCAUUCUAUGCAUUCAAAUUUACAUUCACAACGCAAUUCUCAAGCCACGGAUUUGACAGCGUUUGCAAAUCAAGAUUUGGAAAUGUCAUCCGUUAGCGUUGUUCCUGAUGAUACAUAUACGGUCACACAGGCGGUGAAUGCGCUUGGAUUUGGUUGGUUUCAAGUGAAAUUAUCAUUGUGCGUUGGUCUGUGUUGGAUGGCCGAUUCUAUGGAAAUGACGAUUUUGAGUGUUCUCGGUCCGGCAUUGCAGUGUGAAUGGGGAAUAACUCGAUAUCAGCAAGCACUCACCACAACCAUUGUAUUCCUUGGUAUGAUGAUGAGCUCAACAUUUUGGGGACAGCUCAGUGAUCGAUGCGGCCGAAAACCUGCUUUAACACUAUGCGGAAUAUUGCUAUUCUUAUACGGGUUUUUAAGUUCAUUUGCACCAAGUUUUGCAUGGUUGCUGCUAUUACGUGGUCUAGUUGGAUUUGCUAUAGGAUGUGUACCACAAUCUGUUACAUUGUACGCUGAAUUCCUACCAACUAAACAACGUGCAAAGUGUGUUGUACUCUUAGAUUGUUUCUGGGCAUUGGGCGCCUGUUUUGAGGUUGCGUUAGCGUUGGCAGUUGCACCAACUUUGGGAUGGCGUUGGCUUUUGAGGCUGUCUUCAGCGCCAUUAUUUAUAUUUGCCUGCAUAACACCUUGGCUUCCGGAAUCUGCACGAUAUCAUACAUCGAGCGGCCAACUAGAUAAGGCAUUGUUGACUUUAGAACAAAUCGCAAAAGAUAAUGGAAGGCCAAUGUUGUUGGGUAGGUUAGUCGUUGAUGGUCCACAAGGUCCACGAGGAAGUGUGAAGGCGCUCUUAAGUCCAACACUUCGACGCACAACCAUUCUUUUAUGGUUUAUAUGGAUGUCAUGUGCCUUCUGCUACUACGGCCUGGUGCUUAUGUCAACCGAACUCUUUGAUCCAAAUAUAAAUAAUCUGAAUGCAGGUGAAUCAACUGAAUGUCGUCAAUUAGCAACAACUGAUUAUAUGGAUUUAUUAUGGACAACAUUGGCUGAAUUUCCCGGCAUUUUCGCAACGAUUUUCAUCAUUGAAAAGUGUGGUCGCAAGAAAACAAUGGCAUUUCAAUUUUUAUUAUACGCUGGAUGUGUUACGCUGCUUACCACAACCGGAGGUAGUCGGACGGCAUUAACAAUAAUACUAUUUUUGGCACGCGGUGUAAUAGCUGGACUUUUCCAAGCCGCUUACGUUUAUACACCAGAGGUGUAUCCGACUGCAUUGCGUUCGGUUGGUGUGGGCGGUUGUUCGGCAUUGGCACGAUUUGGCGCUAUGAUGACACCAUAUGUUGCCCAAGUUCUUCUGCAAACAUCUUUAUCUAGUGCGGUCACAGUUUACGUAAUUUUCGCUGUAUCAGCUUGUAUAGCAUGUCUUUUAUUACCAUAUGAAACCAGAGGAAAUGAUAUGGCAACUUAAUAGAGGCUAAUAAAUGUAUCGUUGGUGCUUUCGAUUUAAUUAUGUGAUUCCUGAUUAUUAUUAUUUUUGAAUUGCAAUCAAACAAUUCAAACGAACUACAUAAAUAUAUUAAAUAUAUAACACUUUUCUACUAAUUAUUGCAACGUAAAAUCGUUACGGAAAAUUUUCAAGCAGCAAAACGAAUACAGUUUUUGCUCUUCAACUCUUGAACGAAGAACCAUAUGAAAGAAUUUAAGCGAUUCGAUUGUAAAUACUUUUAUAUGUUUACCUAUAUCGUAUUUAUUUUUUAUUAUGUAUCAAAUUUAUACUGUUGAUAGAGCUUAAGUAUAUGAGCCGCCAUCCAUUCAAAUCA
Molecule: messenger RNA, 2203 nt
Organism: Contarinia nasturtii (swede midge)
Lineage: Eukaryota; Metazoa; Arthropoda; Insecta; Diptera; Cecidomyiidae
Product: synaptic vesicle 2-related protein
Exons: 9
Coding region: 295-1851 (518 amino acids)
Biological process (GO): transmembrane transport
Cellular component (GO): membrane
Molecular function (GO): transmembrane transporter activity
Source: RefSeq, a predicted model, not a curated record